Molecule: messenger RNA, 1452 nt
Organism: Coregonus sp. 'balchen'
Lineage: Eukaryota; Metazoa; Chordata; Actinopteri; Salmoniformes; Salmonidae
Source: the annotation of a GenBank genome assembly
AUGCAGUUUUCUAUAACAUGUACCCGUCAGGCGGGAGAACCACAGCACCUGUGCGUCAUCCACCGAGAACAGGCUAUGGCACCAGAUUAUUUCAUAACGCUAAAGUAGAAGGUGAUGUGACAAUAUACCUUAUAGAGUAUUUGCUUUGCAUUAUGCAGACAUAUAUUUACAUCCAGAUAAAAGUACAGUAUAUUACAAACAAUUUAUAAAACUCUCACACAUCCUUGUAAAUCAUACAACUAACAUGGAUGGCUUGUGAUUCCUCUUCCCCCAGUCUCCCAGACCUUGUUCCUGACCUCUACUAUAUCCAAGCUGCUUAUUAUAUCCAACUUGUACAGAUGUAUGCCCUGAGAUGUGCUAGAGAGGAAAACUGUCUGUCAUGGUAGGAGUUCGUGUUUUAUGAUUGAUUAUGCAUAUCCGUGUAAGAUCAAUUGCGCUAAAACAUUUAUCUUGACAUCAUCUAUGGGUUAUAUCACAAAUGACGUCUACAGUUAUUUGAUUGAUUAGGUAGAAAUCAGACAGGUUGUAUGGACCAGACUUCUUUGGCACUGGCCCGUUUGGGAGUGACAGUAUAGUGACAGAGCGUCAUACAACCUGCCAGCCAACCUAGAUUUUCUCUCUCUGCUCUGCCAAGUAAAAUAAACUCCAAAUGAAAGGCUGAGGAUUCCUGAGGUGAAUUUCAAACUGUCCAAAGUACACCUCAAGCCUCCUCCUCAGUGUAUUCUAAAGUAUAAUAGGUGAACCAAUAUUAACUUGUUAUUAUGUUGCUAUUAAGUUGUCAUUAAUGAUCAUUCAAAUGACGUUCCAUGCACUUAUCAGUCAUAAUUGGGGUCAGGAGUAUUUUCUGACCAAGAAAGUUAUGGUCAGGUCACAUUGUCAGGAGAAACUCCUGGUCUUAGUCACUAUGUAAAGUACAUUAUUUUGAUUGCUCUCCCCCAAGGUCAGCAUAUUGACCAGGUGUCAGAGACUACAGGACUCUGCUGAGGUUUCCCCAAAGGGUGAAGAACCAGGGGACAGCUGACUUCCUCCCAGUCAAACCCAGACACCAGUGGGAAUGGCACAGCUGCCACCAGCACUACCACAGCAUGGUGGCCUUCAGUAACUAUGACCUGCUGGAUGUCAUCACGGGCAGGAAGGUGGCAGAGGGACACAAGGCCAGCUUCUGUCUGGAGGACACCAGCUGUGACCCAAGAGUACGCAGACGCUUCGCUUGCACAGCACACACACAGGUUCUGAUAGUUUAAUCGAUUAGUCAACCAAUCAAUCCGUUUUUUAUGUGUUUUUAAUCACUUUUACAUGUGUUUGGUACAGGGAUUGGGUCCUGGUUGCUAUGACACCUACAAUGCCAACAUUGACUGCCAGUGGAUUGACAUCACGGACGUGCCAAUGGGAAACUAUAUAAUUUUUUUAAUUUCUCCAAAGCAUAUUGCAAAACUAGCAACGUGUCAUUGA